Messenger RNA from Lolium perenne, 988 nucleotides. RefSeq lists its product as uncharacterized. Gene Ontology annotation, molecular function: ubiquitin protein ligase activity. Gene Ontology annotation, biological process: protein ubiquitination. The record is from RefSeq and is a predicted model, not a curated record. NCBI's taxonomy places the organism in Eukaryota, Viridiplantae, Streptophyta, Magnoliopsida, Poales, Poaceae.
GACGCAGGCCACUUCUCUAGCUUAUCCCGUAAAUAUACAAAAUCUCUGAGCUGCCGAUCAGAGCACCCACAGCCAGCUUGUCAUUUGGCUCCGCCGCGAAGGAGAAGAAGCGUCCAAACCAAGAAUCAAAAUGGUGGAGGUAACCAGUGCGCUCAUCUCCGUCCUCUUCGCCGCCUUCUCGGUCCCCUGCCUCCUACUCGUCGUCGUCGUGGCCGAGGCCGUCGUCCGUCUCGCCGCACUCGCGGUCCGCGGAGACGGGUACAUGUGGCCCUCGCGGUCCGCGUUCCUCGGCUACCGCAUCGCGCGCGCCGGCCACCUUUCCUAUUCGUCGUCUUCAUCCUCCUCCGCCGUGUCCGGCGGCGGCGGCGGCUUCUUCCAGCAGGACGAGCCUCUGCCGCCCGAGUUCCUGGACCUCCUCGCCGUCGCGGUGUACCGCAAAGGGACGGACGCGGCCGUGGACUGCGUGUUCUGCCUGUCGCGGAUCGACGAGGGCGAGGAGGUGCGCGAGCUCCGGUGCCGCCACGUCUUCCACCGCGAGUGCCUCGACGCCUGGCUCCUCCGCCCGCGCGCCACCUGCCCGCUCUGCCGCGACCGCCUCCUCCCCUCCGAGCCUCCCCGCGCCUGCGCCCGCGCAUUCGACGACGACGAAAUCUACGUCGAAGACGAAGACCACGAGGACCUCUCCUCCUCGUCGUCGUCGUCGUACGCCGCCGGCGCCUCCUACCCCCACGGCGCCGCGCUGUGGCACAUGUAACAAAGCCAGCAAACGAUCAAUGCCGGACGGCCAUUCGCUCCGAUCAUCCGCUUGGUACAUUUCUACCGCGCGAGAGCCAGAGUUCUUUUUUCUUCUUUCACUUUUUUCCUUGCUUCCUUCACAUUCACGUAGUUGGUACGUCGAUUAAUCUCUCGCUCUCUGGAAAAGGUGAUGUAGUGUUCUUGGAGAAAAAGAAAAAGGUGAUGUAUAGGUGCAUGGCUCCUAUUGCUGUCC